This is a messenger RNA of Pectinophora gossypiella (pink bollworm), 3334 nucleotides long. Its product is annotated as gastrula zinc finger protein XlCGF57.1-like. The record is from RefSeq and is a predicted model, not a curated record. Gene Ontology annotation, cellular component: nucleus. The coding region runs from base 60 to 1757 and encodes 565 amino acids. Lineage: Eukaryota; Metazoa; Arthropoda; Insecta; Lepidoptera; Gelechiidae. Gene Ontology annotation, molecular function: zinc ion binding. The transcript has 6 exons.
UUUCCUAUUAGCAUUUUCAGGCAAUUAAAAAGGAUUUUUGACUAAAAACAAUGUGAAAAAUGUCUUCCGAGUGGAAUAUUAGCGGUUUGUGCCGCUGUUGUCAUACUGAGGGCAACGUACGAAGUCUGGGGGCGCCGUAUUCUUAUGAAGGAACCGAAGAGAUUUACUCUGUUAUGUUGCGAGAAGCUUUUAAUAUUAUUAUAACCCCCACAAUGGGAGAGAACAGUGCAUCUACCUACUGUAUAUGCGUCGCCUGCGCACCCCGGUUGCGCGAUGCCGUGCAGUUUCGGAGACAAGUCCUAGCUAGUGAAGAGAAGUUCGCCGAGUAUUACAGUAAAGGGUUUCCUACAUUCGAAAAUGACGUCAAAACUGAGGAUGAACCACGUGAAGUCGUUAAAGAAGAGGACCAUCAGAGCAUUGAUGACGUGGAAGAUAGCAUGGAUCACGAUGAUGACAAUCUACCCUCGAUGGAGAUAUUCAUUCAGCCGGUGCUAGACCUUGAGGACCAGCCACUCUCCGUGCUGGCAGCCAGCAAGAUCAAACGCGAUCAAGAUGACAAUCCGAAAUCGAAUAAGAAAAUCAAGAAGUUCCCCUGCACGUUUUGUCCGAAGACAUUUUCUUACAACGGCUCGUUAGAACUUCAUAUGAAGAUACAUAGCGGAGAAAAGACGUACCGUUGCCUGCUCUGUGACACCAGGUACGGACUCAACAGGGACUUAACCAAACACAUAAGCGAAUGCCACAAUGAAAGCGGGAAAUUCCCAUGCAAGUUAUGCACUGAAGUCUUCGAUAAACCGAAUAAAUUAAAAACUCAUCUAAACGGCCACUCCGAUCAGAAGUUCCGGUGCAGUUUCUGUGAGAAGGAGUUUCAACGGAAGAAGGGUCUGAAAGAACAUUUGAAAGUGCAUUCCGGUGAGAAGAAAUAUACAUGUGACAUUUGUAACAAGUCGUUUGGUCACAAUCAGACGUUGAAGUCACACAUUUUGACCCACACCGGGGAACGGCCUUAUGUAUGUGAUGUAUGUGGCAGACGGUUUCCACAACGGACACAUCUCAAAAGACACAUUUUCAUAAUCCAUGCUGGAAUUAAACCAUACUCCUGCAACAUAUGCAGCAAACAGUUUUCUAGUAAAAGUUACUUAGCAAUCCAUGAAAGAGUUCACACUGGAGAGAAACCGUUCUCAUGUGACGUUUGCAAGAAGAACUUUACAGCGUACACAACUUUGAAGGUCCACAUGAGAGUUCAUACAGGAUUUAAACCGUACUCAUGUAGUUUCUGCUCAAGACAGUUCGCUCAAAUGGCAAGUUUCAAGUUGCAUGAACGGACCCACACCGGUGCUAAGCCGUACUCCUGUGAAGUUUGCCAGAAACGUUUCUCGGACAACGGGUAUUUAAAAAUCCAUAAAAGGAUACAUACAGAUGAGAAGCCCUAUUUAUGUGAAGUGUGUAAACGGUCGUUUAGGGAGACGGGGCAGUUGAAGAGACAUAUGCAAAUACACACCGGGAUCAAACCUUAUACAUGCAAAAUAUGUAACAAGCAAAUAGGUAACCUAUCUAAACAUAUGAAAGUACAUUCCGAAGAGAGACCAUAUAACUGUAAUGUCUGUCACAAGCAGUUUUCAAUCAACGGUAACUUAAAAUUGCAUAUGCGAAUACACUCCGGUGAAAGAUCAGUUACAUGUGACCAAUGUAACGGUCAUUUCAGUCAGAAUAGUGGAUUAAAAAAGCAUAGGUGUGGGCAGGGUAAGAACGAAUGAAAUGACAAUGGCCCCGAUUCCUGCAGACACCUCCUAAUUUUAAUAGAAUAGAAAUAGUUUAUUAUAAAAGGACGCCACACACAAAAAAAAGACAACAACAUCAUAUCAAAUUUCCACUAAAACAAUUACAAAAACCAAGACAGAUGUUUGUCGAAAUGAUCAUAAGGUGGUGGUGGACGUCCUGAGAUAAAAGGGCCUCACUCAGCACAAGUCGCGGCGUGAACCACGACGCUGAUAUUAUGUGGACCCUGUUUUACUUUAAGUCAUACCUGUCAUUUUCUUAUCCACCGAAAAGGAAAGGGACGGAUGAUUGACAGCUCUUAAUUUUAGAUUCUUUCUAAAAUUAAGAGCGUAAAUGGAUGAAUAACCCGGGCGAAUCAAAAAGGUAUCUCGCUGGUAUGCAAACCGUUUGACGUGUGCUCUCAACUUAAUUCUGUCGGGUUAUUAGCCAAUGCAAAAUGUUUAAAGGGUUGUUUUAGACUUGUGUUUAAAAUUGACGUGUGUUCCAUAAAUUUUAUGCCUAUCGAUUACCCGUCCGUUUCCUUUUUGGCGGAUAAGAAAAUGACAGAUAUAACUUAAAAUAAAAUUCGAUGGUUUCUUUACUCAAAUAGUAUGGCGAACUGUCAAAAUUUCAACAAUAACUCAACAGUAGCGACACCUGAAAGAGAGAGAAAUGAGAGAUAAAACUAAACUUGUAUUAUUGAUGGGAGAAAUAGGCAGGUUUUAUCCUUAUUACCUAAUAAGUGAUUAUUCAAAUUCGUUUGAUCUUUGCUUGACUGUCAAAUACAUGCAGGAUGUUAGUGACAUCGUAACGAAUACUGAGGGGGAUGAUUCAGACCAUGAUUCCGAUUUGAUAUCAAGUGGAAUAUCCUGUCGGAAAAUUUAUUAUUUCUUUUUUAUUUUGGUGCAAUAAAGUGUAUUUGUAUUGUAUUGUAUUAUUUUUUUGUUUAUUAAAUUAUUUAUUGAGGAUAUCCAACAGCUUAUUAAUUAACUAAGAAUAAUUACAGUAAGUACAAUGUUUGUUCGCCAAUCACAGGAUACUACAAAUAAAACAAAUUGUAGAACUUGAUGAGAACAGUAAACAAAACUAACGAUACAAUGCUAGGCUUAAAGUAUAUAAAAAUAUAUAUAUUAUAAAAAAAACUGGAAAUGUUACAAAAAGAUUGUUUAUAAACUUAAAACCUAUAUAUUAUAAACUAUUGUCAUUAUAAGCAGGCACAGACUAAAAUUGGUUUACGUGACCACAAAUAAAUAUAAAAAUAAAAGAUUACUUAAAAAUAUAUAUAUAUAAAAUUAAUUAUUAUUAUAUAAAAUUAAUUAUUAUAAAUUAAUUAUUUUAUAAAAUUUUCAGUUCUAUAUUUUGCGACGCAAAAUUCCACUUGAUAUCAACUGAGAAUCAUGUCCUGAAUCAUACCUAAGUUUUCGUUACGAUGUCACUAACACCUGUAUAAAAAUGUUCACCGCUAUAUAUUGUUAAGGUGGUAAUUGUAAUUAAUUUAUUAAAAAGCAUUAUAAUUAUAUAACUAUUUAAUUUAACAAUUAAGUAUGUAAAAAGAAUAUUAAUGUAAUAAUUUUGA